Galdieria sulphuraria is the source of this 369-nucleotide messenger RNA. Its product is annotated as small ubiquitin-related modifier. Bases 22 to 342 code for a protein of 106 amino acids. Lineage: Eukaryota; Rhodophyta; Bangiophyceae; Galdieriales; Galdieriaceae. The record is from RefSeq and is a predicted model, not a curated record. Gene Ontology annotation, cellular component: nucleus. Gene Ontology annotation, molecular function: ubiquitin-like protein ligase binding; protein tag activity. Gene Ontology annotation, biological process: protein sumoylation. The transcript is spliced from 2 exons.
GGGAAGGAGGAGAAGAGAGAUAUGAUGGAAGGACUCAAAGCAGAACCUUCGACAGCUAUGAGUGGUUCGUUAGAACCUAGUGAUGAAAGCAAACUACAAAUUACAGUACGUGACGGAGAAGGUGGACAGAUGACCUUUCGAGUAAGAAAGAGCACGAAAUUGAAAAAGUUGAUGUCCAACUACUGUGAAAAACAAGGUGUUGCAUAUGGUACAUACCGUUUUACGUUGGAUGGUAAACGUAUCAACGAAAACGAUACAGCAGAAACCCUGCAAAUGGAAGACGGUGACUGUAUUGACGCCUUUUUAUAUCAACAAGGAGGAGCGAGAUGUGAGAGUGAAUAAAGUUGUGCUCAACAGUAUGUAUUUUUU